Messenger RNA from Microstroma glucosiphilum, 1446 nucleotides. RefSeq lists its product as hypothetical. Lineage: Eukaryota; Fungi; Basidiomycota; Exobasidiomycetes; Microstromatales; Microstromataceae. The record is from RefSeq and is a predicted model, not a curated record. The coding region runs from base 82 to 1296 and encodes 404 amino acids. The transcript is spliced from 2 exons.
AUGAGAAUCUACGGCUGCUGACUGCAGAGCAGCUCCCCAUCAGUUUUCUGGACAACCGCACGUUGCUUGAGCUGGCGCACAAUGAGGGUCCGUCACGCCAGCUGCCUCCCCUGGUUGGGCGCAACGCUCUGCUGCUUCCUUGCGUGCCAAGCUAAGGCAAUGUCAGUACGGGACCGGCUGUCUCACGGCGUAGCUACGGAUGCUGUCGGUACCGACGAGACUGGCGCGAUUGCAAAGUCUCUUGACGAGCUGGCUAGCAGAAUCUCUGGACAGGGAAUUUUACCGCGGACCGACGAUCCAGUCCCUCUUCUACGGCUUGGCGGACCCGAGUACCCUUCAAAGGAAAAUCCACCUCUGCCGAAAAGCAAGGCAGGCGAUAAAUGGUUCGAAAUACCUAUGGAAACAAGGCCUCUCUUGCGACCCGGCCGUACCGACUCCGCGGCACGUGUCAAGUGGCCAGAAGUGGGUUGGUGGCAGCACAAGGGCACUGCCUCUUCCAAUCGCCUCAACACGGCUACGGCAUCGAGUUCCAGCUCCAGCUCACCCUCGAGAAAAAGUGCCUGGCAUCGAGCGACCAAAGCAGUGCUACAGCAGGGGAAGAAAGCAGGGAAAUUGGGCAAGUGGUUCAAGAAGCAAAACAAUCGAAGGGACUUGCAGCUACACAGUCGCGACGUCUUCACCGCCGAUGGCCCUUCCACUGAACUCAGCGACUCUAGACGAAUCCUUGUACGGCGUCAGGCCUUCGAGACGGGCUUGCUCAGAAGGGGGCAAAUCCCUGGCAAAAUGCGGUCGGCGCCCUCUUCGAGCAAGCCAUCGUGGCCUACCAUGUUUCCGAUGGACCACUCGGGCACCGACUUCGGUCAAAAGGAAGAACUGAGGAAGCAGAGAUCCUUUUCGCUUUCGCCGAUGCGCAACGGCAAGCCUCGACGAGGUGAGCUUGCUACACCUCCACCGUCUCUCAAGGGUGCUCCUCGAAAGCUGUCCCGAGCUGCCUCCGAAGUAGGACUGAAGGUUGCCACCCCCAAGCCGCAAGAACUGAAGCGGGCUGCAUCUAGCCCGUCUUCCACGCGUGCGCCUUGGCAGUCUAGGAAGUCGCGGACGCCUGCAACGCCAGAUUUUCUUCACAAAGGUAGGCCUGUCUGGGAGGACUGGGGUCAGUACUUCAAGCCCCUCCCACAGUCUGCCCGGGGCGGCGGUGACAUCAAGAUUGUGCCCAAGGAGGUCAAACAGGGCAAGCCGACGGGCAGGAAUCCAGGCGGACUGUCGAAGCUCUUUGCAGAUGAGCAGCAGCCAUAAUGCAUGCGCCGAGUUGUCGGCCGUCUCUGUUUGUAUGUCUGGCACGACCGCGUCUUGAAUUUUUACGUCCUCAACUGUCGCGCAGGAGUGGUUGGCUUGAGAAGUGCCCGAGAAGUACGCAAAUUAGCGGCGAUCACAUGAGGUUGUUGG